AUGGAGGAACUGGCCCGAGAGAGCAUCAGCCUGCUGGCUCGGUCCGCAUCCCAUUCUGAUCCCCCACAGCUGGGAUCUUUUGGUGCCGUGUUCAUUAUGCUGAAGUCUGCACUCGGAGCUGGACUACUAAACUUCCCAUGGGCCUUCCAGAAGGCAGGGGGAGUGACCACUGCUGUCAGCGUGGAGCUGGUUUCUCUGGUGUUCCUCAUCAGUGGGCUGGUCAUCCUUGGCUAUGCCUCAUCCAUCAGCAGACAAAAAACCUACCAGGACGUGGUGAGGGAAGUGUGCGGACGUGCGGUCGGGCAACUGUGCGAGGUCUGCUUCUGCUUCAACCUCUUCAUGAUAUGUGUGGCCUUUCUGGUGGUGGUGCAGGACCAGCUGGAAAAAUUGUGUAUUUCUCUGUAUGAGACGGUGACCGGGUCAGGUGAGGAGGAAAUGCCCUAUCAUUGGUACACAGAUCAGCGCUUUGCCCUCUUCAUCAUGUGCCUCGUCAUCAUCCUACCACUCUCCAUCCCAAAAGAAAUUGGCAUCCAGAAAUACACAAGUGUGCUGGGGACCUUGGCUGCAACCUACCUGUGUGUGGCAGUUAUUGUCAAAUACUACAUGAUGGAGGACCACACCGCCAUUAUAACACCAGAGCACAGUCAAGGUGUAGGCUCGUGGGCGUCUAUGUUCAGUGUUGUGCCAACCAUCUGCUUUGGUUUCCAGUGUCAUGAAGCCUGCAUCGCCAUCUACAGCAGCAUGGAGAACCAGAAGAUCUCGCACUGGGUGGUCAUCUCUGUCAUCUCCAUGCUCUUCUGUCUGCUCAUCUACACUCUCACUGGUGUGUACGGCUUCAUGACGUUUGGUAGAGCGGUUGCCUCGGAUAUCUUGAUGUCCUAUCCAGGGAACGAUGUGGUCAUGAUCAUUUCCAGACUGCUUUUCGGAAUAUCAAUCAUCACCAUCUAUCCUAUUAUUCUUCUUUUAGGGAGGUCCGUCAUCCUAAAUCUGAUGGUGCGGUUCCAAAGGCGUCGGCAUGGAAUUGUAACACACUCUUUUGAGAGUCGCUGCAGGGUGCUUCUCACUGUGAUCUGGAUCACCAUCACUCUUCUUAUCGCCAUGUUUGUCCCUGACAUGGGUGAGGUCAUCAGCGUGAUUGGAGGAAUCAGUGCCUUCUUCAUCUUUAUUUUUCCAGGUCUUUGCUUGGUGUUCAUCAUGCAAAAUGAACCAGUGAAUCCAAGAGUCAGGAUUGUUUUAACCAUUUGGGGAAUCAUAACGAUUGUUGUCGGGGCCUUCAUCUUCGGACAAAGUACCACCAUUGCUGUCAUGGAGCAACUACAGAAAUUCUGAACAUCUUCACCACCACCACCAUCAUCAUCAUGGUGCUCCAAUCUUAGUCCAGAGCACUGGAUGGCGCUGUUUUGUUUUGCACAACUGAACAUUGAUUUUUUUUUUAGG
Nerophis lumbriciformis (worm pipefish) is the source of this 1437-nucleotide messenger RNA. It is a transcript of the gene slc38a8b, whose product is annotated as solute carrier family 38 member 8b. NCBI's taxonomy places the organism in Eukaryota, Metazoa, Chordata, Actinopteri, Syngnathiformes, Syngnathidae. The record is from RefSeq and is a predicted model, not a curated record. Gene Ontology annotation, cellular component: membrane. Gene Ontology annotation, biological process: amino acid transmembrane transport. Gene Ontology annotation, molecular function: L-amino acid transmembrane transporter activity.